Entrophospora sp. SA101 is the source of this 378-nucleotide messenger RNA. NCBI's taxonomy places the organism in Eukaryota, Fungi, Glomeromycota, Glomeromycetes, Entrophosporales, Entrophosporaceae. The record is from the annotation of a GenBank genome assembly.
AUGCUGAAAAAUGGAUGUUGGUGGAUUGAUAUCCUAUCACCAACAGAUGAUGAAAUGAUGGAAUUUGGUAGGAUAUUUGGUAUACAUCCUUUGACCAUUGAAGAUAUAGAAACUGAAGAAACACGUGAAAAAUGUGAAAAAUUUAAUGAUUAUUAUUUUAUUUGUUUCCGAUCUUUUGAUCAAAAUCAUUAUUCUCCAACAUAUUUACAACCAGUAAACCUUUAUAUGAUUGUGAUGAAAGAAGGAAUUUUAUCGUUUCAUUUUCGCCCAACACCGCAUCCAGCGAAUGUUAGACGUAGAAUAGGAAUUAAAAUAGUUCCUAAUGCUCUUGUGUCAUCUCAAUUGAAAUUUGUGCCAAAUAGUUUGAAUGUGACCUAG